Molecule: messenger RNA, 1866 nt
Organism: Mesorhabditis belari
Lineage: Eukaryota; Metazoa; Nematoda; Chromadorea; Rhabditida; Rhabditidae
Source: the annotation of a GenBank genome assembly
AUGAGAUUGAUUCACUUGUUUCUGUGUUUAUUCAUCGCUUUUGAUCGAGUUUUAACGCAAAUAGACGUUCCGAUUGAGAGUUUACUCGAUGCAGUUGAUGAAUCCGAUGAUGAUAUGGAGGAAGCUAAAAAAGAAUUGAAAAAGCUCGAUUCGGAUGGAAAUGAUGAUGAGUUACCUGAUGAGAAAUCGACUAUCGAAUUUGCGAGGGAUUGCAACAAAGUAAACGAGACCGACAACAAAGAAAUUUGUAUGAUGGUGCAAAAAUGGAGCACACGAGUGCAUAAAGAGGUCGUAAAACGAAAAGCGGAAUGCGCCCAACUUGACCUUCAACUUUUAUCGCAAAGACGAUCAAAGAGAACUUUAAACAGAUUCGGAAUGGCUUUCGAUCGGAAUGUUUCACUUGCAGCCCAUUGCCGCCUUCGCCAAAUGCGCCAAAAAACGCUCACUCAACGAAAGAAAAACGAAAGGAAACGCUUGCAAAAGUUGAAGGGAUUAAUAAGUGAUCAGGAUUUGAAAUAUUUUGCUGAUGCAAGGUUGAAUGCGAGAAAAAUCGAGCAAGAUACAGCUGCUGUUUUGUCAGCGGCAAGGGCAAAGCUACGAGAGCUAGUCGGCUUAAACACAGUUGAUCAAUCGAUGAUCGAAGCACAGCGGAAAGUCGUCGCAAAAACCCAGCAAGAUCACCGAGAAACGGUGAAAAUGUGGCAAGAAACGGUCAAAGAGCACAAUAUGGCGAAAGUGCGAUACGCUGAAUUACAUCCGAAAGCUGGAACGGCAACGGUCCCCUGCAUGUACAAAGGAGUCCUUUUGACAAAGGCAAUUCGAAAAGAGUACCACACUUUGACAAACGUUGAACGAAAUCGCUAUCACGCAGCAUUGAAAGCAUUGAAAGCAAAUGGUGUCUACGAUACGUUCGCCCAGUUCCACUACAAGGCGGCUUUCGCGGUGAACGCGCACAACGGACCAGCUUUCUUGCUGUGGCACAGAGAGCUGCUGAAAAGAUAUGAGCUAGAGUUACGCAAAGUGGACCCGCUCGUUGCCUUACCUUUCUGGAACUCAAACGUUAAUAACUACAAUCCGCUGAGCAAUGGAUCGGCGUGGGCAUCGAAAUGGCAAAUCACGUUCACUCCAGACUUUAUGGGUAAUCCAAGCGGAAAAGUGCGCACAGGUCCCGCAGCUGGAUGGUUGAAUGUGAAUCAGUCGAGUUCACUGGUGCGCAAUGUGGGCACUCGUUUCGGUUUCAUCGUCGACACAACCAUUCAAUUGAUCAUGACCUAUGCCACUGAUUACACCUACAUUUUCAGAGUGCCUGCCGCUUAUUCGGGUUGCAAAGUUGCGUGGUUUCAAUCGUGGGAGCCAAGUCUUGAGAUCUAUCACGGAUACGGACAUCUUGGUGUUGGAGGUGAUAUGAGUGAUACACCGACUGCAAGCGCUGAUCCGCUUUUCUUCAUGCACCAUUGUCUCUAUGAUCAAAUCUGGGAAGCAUGGCGGCAAAAGUGGCAGAGCCCUGAAGAACGUGAAACACAAUACCCAACUGAUGACGUCAUCGAGGGAUGCGCCUCUUCCACGCACACUGCCGACUCGAUCCUCGAACCGUUCACAAAUUUGAAUGUAAUGGACGCUUUAUCGAAUCUCUACACCCAGGAGCUCUUCCAGUACGCGGUGUCGCCGAUUUGCUCCGCUAAAAAUCGAAAACAAUGCGGAAGUCCAUACCUCUUCUGCUCGUUGAGUCCAGCAGCCUUUUGGUCACCAGGUCCAAAAUGUAUGGCCAAGAUAAUACCCGGAGGACCUUGUGCUAUUUUCACUCGAGGCGAGGACGUUUGCUAUCAAGGAACGUGUAAAAAUGGCGUUUGUGUGAAAAACGCAGCA